Sorex fumeus (smoky shrew) is the source of this 2402-nucleotide messenger RNA. RefSeq names its product solute carrier family 25 member 32 (gene SLC25A32). The transcript is spliced from 7 exons. NCBI's taxonomy places the organism in Eukaryota, Metazoa, Chordata, Mammalia, Eulipotyphla, Soricidae. The record is from RefSeq and is a predicted model, not a curated record. Gene Ontology annotation, molecular function: folic acid transmembrane transporter activity; FAD transmembrane transporter activity. Gene Ontology annotation, biological process: folate import into mitochondrion; nucleotide transport. Gene Ontology annotation, cellular component: mitochondrion. The coding region runs from base 173 to 1123 and encodes 316 amino acids.
GCGCCCUCUCGCUCCGUCCGCCCGGGCGCCGGCGUUCGCGCGCCGCUCCGGAAGUGGGCUCGUGGCCCGCGGCUCCUGCCUCGGGCCGGCGACCGUCGCCACGGUGGCGGCCACCGCGUCACGGCCCACCUCGGCGGCGCUGGGCGCCGUGGUGACCGCGGGCCCCGAGCCCAUGAGCGGCCAGGGGCAGUCGGGGUCCGGGUCGUCGGCGUGGAGCGCGGUGUUCCGCCACGUCCGCUACGAGAACCUGGUGGCCGGCGUGAGCGGCGGGGUCCUGUCCAACCUCGCGCUCCACCCGCUCGACCUCGUGAAGAUCCGCUUCGCCGUAAGUGAUGGAUUGGAAUUGAGGCCAAAAUAUAAAGGAAUUGUGCAUUGCUUGACGACUAUUUGGAAACUUGAUGGACUACGGGGGCUUUACCAAGGAGUCACCCCAAAUGUGUGGGGUGCAGGCUUAUCCUGGGGACUUUACUUUUUCUUUUACAAUGCCAUCAAAUCCUAUAAGACGGAAGGUAGAGCUGAGCAGUUGGAAGCAACAGAAUAUCUUGUCUCAGCUGCUGAAGCUGGAGCCAUGACCCUCUGCAUCACAAACCCACUGUGGGUAACAAAAACUCGCCUGAUGUUACAGUACAACGGUGUGGUUAAUCCCCCGCAGCAGCAAUAUAAAGGAAUGUUUGAUACACUGGUGAAAAUAUAUAAGUAUGAAGGUGUGCGUGGAUUGUAUAAGGGAUUUGUUCCUGGCCUCUUUGGGACAUCACAUGGUGCCCUUCAGUUUAUGGCAUAUGAAUUGUUGAAGUUGAAAUACAACCAGCAAAUGAACAGAUUACCAGAUGCCAAAUUGAGCACAGUAGAAUAUAUAUCUGUUGCAGCACUGUCCAAAAUUUUUGCCGUAGCGGCAACAUACCCAUACCAAGUUGUGCGAGCUCGUCUUCAGGAUCAGCACAAGUACUACGCGGGUGUGUUGGAUGUGAUCACAAAGACCUGGAGGAAAGAAGGCAUUGGUGGAUUUUACAAAGGAAUUGCCCCCAAUUUGAUUAGAGUGACUCCAGCCUGCUGUAUCACCUUUGUGGUAUAUGAAAAUGUCUCACAUUUUUUACUUGACCUUAGAGGAGAAAAUAAGCAAUAAGAUAAUUUCUGCAUAUCAAGCCAAGGCAGCAACAAUGUUCCUUUAUACCAACAUGGAAAACUCAGUAACACAGCACAGUAAUCCUGGCUCAUAAUCAAAUUGGUCCACAAUCAGUAGAAAUCCGAGAACUGCCAAGUCACGGUUUUUGUCUGCUUUUUUCCUUCCCCUGUAUGGGCUUGAUUCCCACUGCCUGAACCGGCCAUCAGCGACACCCAGCCCUGAGUCCAGCAGUUUCGCAUGUUUCUCCAUUUCCUCAUUCAAGUCAAAGCCGAUGGGCAGCACUUGCUAAGGGAUUUAGACACACUUGCUGCUGCUCCUGAACUCUGGCCUGCAUCAGCUUUAGAAGCCGCGUCUGUGCAGUUAGCAAGAAAAUGGCCUCUGAGAGGAAAGCUGGGCUGUUUCAAGGGUAAAUUUUGAUGUUUAAGGAUUUACUGAUGAAGGGUUUACUCAACUGGACUGCUUUAGAAUCAGGACAUUCUUGCAAAUGCUGUGUAGUUUUUUUGAUGUAAUUAGAAUGCAAUCGAAAUUUGAAGUUCUGUACUUCUCUUCAUUUGAGAGAUCACAUCUUCAGUCAUUCUGGUACUAGUUUAUUGUGAUGGAGCCCUAUCUGUGAUUUAAAAUGUAGUCCUGCAUCCAGUUAUUUUUAAUUUGGGGGGCCACAGAUGUUUAAUGUCUUUUAAAUUUAUAAAAUCUGAACCUCUAAGGAUUCAGCUGUGUUGCCCUUCUUCAGCAUAUAUAACCGUGAGGUGCUUGUUGGUGUCGCUAACACAUCACCUCACCUUCCCCAGGUGUUAGCAUGGUUGGAUAUUUUUGUUGACUGACUGACUGAAUGAAUGAAAAUGAGAAACUUGUAACUUCUUCAUUUAAUUUUCAGGUAAUAGGGGCUCAGGCCCCAAAUAAGUGAUUACUCAUCUACAUUGAUUGCACGAAUUCAAACUUGUAUACAGGUUGCAUAAUUGGCUAUUAUGGAAUUUACUUUCAUUGUGUUGCAGAUAUCUCUAUAAAGACCUGAUCCUAAGAUGCAGGAAUAUUUCAAAUGUUUUUAUUUAUUAUUAGUAUCUGUAAAGGCUGUUGCACUACCAUUUAUUUGUUCCGAACAGAACUGGUUUUCAAAGCCAUAUUUAGGUGGUUCUUUGAAAAUAGGUCUAUUUUUUUAUAUUUAAAAAAUGGCACUGUUUAAAAAAUAAAGAUGAAAUGAUAAGUAUCUAAUUGUACUUCUUAGAAUCUCUUGUAAAACAAAGGAAUGCUUUAUAAAUUAAAUUUGGUGUAUUUUUUCACA